AUGGCUGAUGAUGAAGCUGUGCAGUAUGCAUUAGAGCAAGCUGGUAUUUCAGAAAUGAAGCUGAAAGAAGAGCAAAUUGCUACUAUUAGUAUGAUUUUGAAAGGAAGAGAUGUGUUUGUUUGGCUUCCAACUGGAUUUGGAAAGUCAGUUUGUUUUGAAACCCUGCCAUUCAUAUUUGACUAUAAAUUGGGCAGAAUUGGUACCCAAGCCUGUUCUCUUGUCAUUGUCCUGUCUCCUCUUAUUGCCCUUAUUGUUAAUCAAGUGACUAAUUUGAGGCAAUGUGGUAUAAAAGCUGCCAUCAUGUCUAGUAGUUCUAGAAUUAGUUCAACACUUCAGGCUAUAGAAGAUGAUUUACGAUAUUACAAUAUAGUAUAUGCUAUUCCCGAGGCCAUUUUGAAACAAAGGUGGAGGGAUGUCAUUGAGACGCCAGAAAUGGCUAAGAGAAUUGUAGCCAAUGUAGUUGAUGAAGCACAUUGUGUUUCAAAAUGGAGUAAGGAUUUUCGGACUACUUAUGGAAAGAUACACGAGAUAUGGGCUCUUGUGCCACAACAUGUCCCAUUUAUGGCUUAUACAUCUACAGCAACCAAGAGCGUUCGUGACGAUGUGGCCAAAUAUUUUUUUGCUGUGAAACCUCGUACUGAGAUAGAGCUUGAUCUCUCAUCAUUAAUCAAUUCUCUAAGAAUUGAUAAGAACAAUGCAGCACGUGUCAUUGUGUAUUGUCCUUCACUGAAUAUGUGCUCUGAUCUUUAUGCCACUUUUCACUAUGAGCUUGGAUUUGACUCUUAUUAUCCACCUGGUUCUCAGCAUACAAGCCAGAAUCGUUUGUUUGGAAUGUAUCAUUCUAACACCCCACAGUAUAAUAAAGAUGUUGUACUUAAGAGCAUGGAGGAACUAGAAGGUGUUGUUCGAAUUGUUUUUGCCACUGGGCUCCUAGAAGUAUUGAUGACUGCUUUCAAGAAAGUGGAAGAGGAGGUAGAACUGGAUGUAAAGUAG
Molecule: messenger RNA, 993 nt
Organism: Amphimedon queenslandica
Lineage: Eukaryota; Metazoa; Porifera; Demospongiae; Haplosclerida; Niphatidae
Product: mediator of RNA polymerase II transcription subunit 34-like
Exons: 4
Coding region: 1-993 (330 amino acids)
Biological process (GO): double-strand break repair via homologous recombination
Cellular component (GO): nucleus; chromosome; cytoplasm
Molecular function (GO): ATP binding; four-way junction helicase activity; 3'-5' DNA helicase activity
Source: RefSeq, a predicted model, not a curated record